Fundulus heteroclitus (mummichog) is the source of this 1463-nucleotide messenger RNA. RefSeq names its product homocysteine S-methyltransferase. The transcript has 9 exons. NCBI's taxonomy places the organism in Eukaryota, Metazoa, Chordata, Actinopteri, Cyprinodontiformes, Fundulidae. Bases 190 to 1221 code for a protein of 343 amino acids. Gene Ontology annotation, biological process: S-methylmethionine cycle. The record is from RefSeq and is a predicted model, not a curated record. Gene Ontology annotation, molecular function: S-adenosylmethionine-homocysteine S-methyltransferase activity; zinc ion binding.
GGUUUUUUCUUUCUUUCGUUUUUCUUUUUGUUCUUUUCUUUUUAGUUUUUUUCUUUUAUUUCUCUUUUCUUUUUUUACUUCUUAAAUCCAUUCUGACAGACCUCUCUGUCUGAUCCGUUGUCUCAAACGCCAUCUAGUGGUGACAUUAAAUAUUGCCAGUUCCUGUUAUUCCUCAACAUUCCGAUUAUCAUGAACGCAUCAGUUGACCAUUACCCGGAAAGACAACACACACCCACCAUGUGUUCAUCCGGUUGCCUAAAACGCCUCAUCCUCAAUAACGCUCCUUUGAUCUUGGAUGGUGGACUUGCAACUGAACUAGAGGCGCAAGGAGCUGAGCUACAGGGGGAUCCUUUGUGGAGCGCCAGGCUUUUGCACACUAAUCCCCAGGCCAUAAAAGAGGCUCAUUACAGGUUUCUCCUCAGCGGCGCCGACGUCAUCUCAACCGCAACGUACCAGGCGAGCAUCCAGGGAUUCGUCCAGCACCUAGACGUGAGCGCCGAGCGGGCCCGGGAGCUGCUGAUGUCCGGAGUGCGUCUGGCCAAGGAGACGGUGGAGACCUUUGCCUCCGGGGAGCGGAGUCUGCUGGUGGCCGGCUCAGUUGGACCGUACGGGGCCUUCCUCCACGAUGGAUCAGAGUACACCGGGGCUUAUGCGCAGGAGAUGAGCGUUGAAGAGCUCAAACUAUGGCACAAGGCACAGGUGGACUGUCUAGCGGCAGCAGGGGCCGACCUCAUCGCUUUCGAGACCAUCCCGAGCAUCAAAGAGGCCCAGGCCGUGGUGGAGCUGCUGAGGGAGUUCCCGGACUGUAACGCCUGGCUGUCCUUCUCCUGUAAGGAUGAGAGGCACAUUUCAGACGGCAGCCUGUUCGCGGACGCCGUGCGGACCGCCUGCAGGUCACCCCAGCUGCUCGCCGUGGGAGUCAACUGCUGCCGUCCAGCCGUGGUGCAGCCGCUGCUGGACUCCGCCCGGGCGGCGCUGGGCCCCGACACGCGCUGGGUGGUGUACCCCAACAGCGGCGAGGACUGGGACUCUGAGCGGGGAUGGCAGGAAUCAGGGCAGACUGCGGGAUGGACGCCUGAGCUGAGCCGCACGUGGGUGAAGCAGGGGGCUGCUCUGUUGGGUGGCUGCUGCCGCAUCGGUCCUGCUCACAUCGCAGCACUGAGGCAACAGCUGAAGGGAAGCAGCACAUCUUCAUCAGAGUCAACCAACAGCCACACCUAAAGCCAGAUAAAACCAAUCAGUUCAUCAUUCCGUCAGAAGGCCUGGCUGCAGGAUGUUGCUCUGAACCCCACGGAGGAUCGGCGAGGUUGCCCCGAUCUUUCUCCUGGACUGGUCGGCUCACAGAAACGAUUUCAACGUGAUGAUUUAACAGAUCUGCCAUGAAGACUGCAGAAGCUCUUAAAGCUCUUCUCUGUAUCAAAUUAAAUUAAUUAAUUUAAUUAAUAAAGUGAUAUUCGAACAAA